AAUGUUUCGGUGACGUCGCAGGGACAACAGAGCAGACGACACAAUAAAAAAUUUUUAUCUUUAUUUUUAUCCCUUUAUCAUUUUUACUCAUAAUUUGGACGUGAAACACGUUUGUUGACAUGAAAUAAAAAUUAAAUGUGUUUUAUUAAUUAAAUGUGUUAUGUAUUUGAUUCAAUUACAUUGUUUUUGGCCCCCAUGAAUACAAUAAGGGUGCUGGAAAUGUUUGUAGUGAUUAUGCGUUUCCUUGACAACAUGUUUCCGAAGAACUUGACACAAAUAUAGAAAACGAGCUAAAUGUUUGUAACACGUGCAUUUUAUUUAAACUGUAAAUUAUCAUUAAUUUACAGUAAAAUACUAAAAUCUAAGUUUUCAACAUAUAAUCUCAAGACUAAGGAAAAAGACUCAAUACAACAAGAACUUGGAAAUGGGUAACUGUGUACGAAUAACGAUCGAAGAAUUUCGCCGUAGAAGAUAUCCACAAAAAACUAUUGUUUUACUCAUGACUGGAAUUGACAAUGCUGGCAAAACUUCGGUUCUGAAUCGAAUUAGCGGUAACGUAAGUCAAAUUGUCUUGCCAACAAUUGGAUUUCGUACAGUGACAUUAAAAUACAAGACAUGUAGAAUAAAAAUUUAUGACAUUGGAGGAGGACCGCAUAUUCGUUCUAUUUGGAAAAACUAUUACAGUGAUGUUCAUGGAUUAAUUUAUGUCGUGGACGCUAGUGAUUUGCCACGACUUACUGAAAGCAGGGAAGUUUUAAACGAUGUCUUAACGCAUGUACAUAUUUCUGGAAAACCAGUUUUACUAUUAGCAAAUAAACAAGACCUAAGGGGAGCAAUCGACGAAUUAGAUAUUGUCGAUAACUUGAAUGUAGAAGAGUUAGCAAAUUCGAUGAAAUGUCCAACGAGAGUGGAAAUUUGCUCUUGUGAAGACACACAUAUUAAAGAAAUUGCAAUUAUUGAAGGAUACAGAUGGUUACUCGAGACAAUUCUGAGACAGUACAACACUUUAAAUAGUCGAGUAAAACGAGCUGAAACUCCAAAAUACAGGAAAUUAUCCGCAAAGUCUUCCUUCCUAUCAAAAGCAGGCAGAUCCAAUCCUUUCAAACCCAUAAGGGAAUUUCUCAAAGAUCGGAACUCCGUAGCACCGACAAUUGAGUAAUUAUUUCCAGCAGAAUGCCAACAAAUUUUUCCAGAGACUGAAAUAAUUUUUAUACUAAGAAAUAAUUUCUUACAAUAUAUAUAUGUAUAUGUAUAUAAAUCUCAGGGUAAUUUUUAUACUUAAGGAGAAAUAUUAAUGUUGAAAAAUGAAAGUAAGAUUUAUAAAUGUACAGAGAAAUCUAUUACUAUAAAAAAAAUACUAAAAU
This is a messenger RNA of Leptopilina heterotoma, 1364 nucleotides long. RefSeq names its product ADP-ribosylation factor-like protein 13B. The record is from RefSeq and is a predicted model, not a curated record. The transcript has 9 exons. Gene Ontology annotation, molecular function: GTPase activity; GTP binding. Gene Ontology annotation, biological process: non-motile cilium assembly; receptor localization to non-motile cilium. The coding region runs from base 425 to 1159 and encodes 244 amino acids. Gene Ontology annotation, cellular component: ciliary membrane; non-motile cilium. NCBI's taxonomy places the organism in Eukaryota, Metazoa, Arthropoda, Insecta, Hymenoptera, Figitidae.